Canis lupus familiaris (dog) is the source of this 1953-nucleotide messenger RNA. RefSeq names its product BICD family like cargo adaptor 2 (gene BICDL2). Bases 132 to 1649 code for a protein of 505 amino acids. The transcript has 10 exons. Lineage: Eukaryota; Metazoa; Chordata; Mammalia; Carnivora; Canidae. The record is from RefSeq and is a predicted model, not a curated record. Gene Ontology annotation, biological process: vesicle transport along microtubule; Golgi to secretory granule transport.
GCCCCAGUCCCGCCCGCGGCACCGCCCCCUCACCUGCGCCGGCCCGGCACCUGGCACCGCCUCCGGAAGAGGGGAUUGGGGACCGCGGGGACCUUGGAGGGAGCGCGGCGGCGGCGGACGCUGCAGGUGCCAUGAGCUCCCCCCAAGGACCAAGCUUCCUGUCGGGGCUGCUCUCAGGAGGUGCCUCCCCCAGUGGCAAUGAGGGCUUCUUCCCCUUUGUGCUGGAAAGGAGGGACUCCUUCCUGGGAGGGGGCCCAGGGCCAGAGGAGCCUGAGGACCUGGCCCUACAGCUGCAGCAGAAGGAGAAGGAUGUGCUGUUGGCCGCGGAGCUUGGCAAGAUGCUUCUGGAGCGCAAUGAGGAGCUACAGCGGCAGCUGGAGACACUGAGCACCCAGCACGCUGAGCGUGAGGAACGGCUGCAGCAGGAGAACCAUGAGCUCCGCCAGGGCCUGGCAGCCCGGGGAGCCGAGUGGGAGGCCAGAGCGGUGGAGCUGGAGGGGGACGUGGAGGCCCUGCGGGCCCAGCUCGGGGAGCAGCGUUCAGAGCAGCAGGACAGCGGGCGUGAGCGGGCACGGGCCCUCACUGAACUCAGCGAGCAGAACCUCCGGCUCAGCCAGCAGCUCGCCCAGGCCUCCCAGACUGAGCAGGAACUUCAGAGGGAACUGGAUGGCCUUCGGGGGCAGUGCCAGGCUCAGGUCCUGGCAGGAGCAGAGCUGAGGAUGCGGCUGGAGAGUCUGCAAGGGGAGAACCAGAUGCUGCAGAGCCGCCGGCAGGACCUGGAGGCCCAGAUCCGGGACCUGCGCGAGGAGGUGGAGAAGGGCCAGGGCAGGCUACAGGCAACCCAUGAAGAGCUGCUGCUGCUGAGGCGCGAGAAGCGAGAGCAUAGCCUGGAGCUGGAGCGCGCGCGCUGCGAGGCGGGGGAGGCGUUGAGAGCGCUGCGGGGGCUGCAGAGGCGCGUCUCGGAGCUGGAGGAGGAGUCGCGCCUUCGGGACGCCGACUUGUCGGGAGCCUCACUGCAGUCGGAGCUGGCUCACAGCCUCGACAGCGGCCAGGACCCGAAGGCUGACGCCCGCGGAGCUGCCCCGAACACUCCGUCCCCCGAGAUCCAAGAAGCGUUCAGCCACCAGCCUUCGCCCCAAGAGGAGAGCUUGGAGCCUCCCAAGAAGCGAGCAUCCCUGAGGCCAGGGGAUAUACUAGAGGAGAAGGAGGCCGAAGUGGCCGGGCUUCAGGAUGAGGUCGCGCUGCAGCGGGCAGAGCUACAGUCUCUGCGGGAGGAGCUGCAAAGGCAGAAGGAGCUGCGGACGCAUGGCGACCCCGACGAGGCCCUCAGCGGCGCCCUCUCGGACCGGGACGAAGCUGUGAACAAGGCGCUGGAACUGUCCCUGGAGCUCGGCCGCGUCUCUCUGGAGCGGGACUCGCUCUCCCGGGAGCUGCUUCGCACUAUCCGCCAGAAGGUGGCGCUGACGCAAGAGCUGGAGGCCUGGCAGGACGACAUGCAGGUGGUGAUCGGCCAGCAGCUGCGCUCCCAACGACAGAAGGAGCUAAGUGCGGCGGGAGCCGUCCCGCGCCGCGCCGCCCCGCGCUUCUCGCUGCGCCUGGGUCCUGGGCCCGCCGGCGGCUUCCUAAGCAACCUCUUCCGAAGGACCUGAAGGCCGGGCCAUGGGGGCCGCCGGUGCCUUCUGGCUUCCUUUCCUCUAAUGGUCCUGAGCGUCUUCCAGAGGGGCCUGGUGCCCUCCCCACCCCGGGAAGCUGGGCAAAGGCUCGUUGGGAGCAGGGACCAGCUUUGGGGGCCAAGGGCCCCAGGUAGGUGGCGGGGCAGGUGAGGCAGAGCUGAGUUUUGAAUCUCUAUAGGUCUAUAUUUUCUAAGGGCCUGGCGCGCUGCAGGGCAGGGAUGAGGGUGGGUAUUUAUGUAUCAAGAUCAAACAGAGUAAUAUAUAAAAAUCAUGACACCAA